AGUCGCAGCAGUAGGGCAUCGAUGUGAAGUUGUAGCGGUUUAGCGAUUCGCCGAGUUACCCAUUCCGCGAGUUAUCCACGCAACUGCGGUCACAACAGAGUGUUUGAGCUCCGUCCUGAUAGUUCAUGCUCGCCGGUCCGUGAAACUACCAAAAACAAAAAAAAGAAUAAUAAAAAAAAUCGUCUCAAUUGAAUUUAAUCGGACCGUACUAAAAAAAAAGAAACUUAUUACUGUUAUUGUUGCGAUAAUUUCGAACCGAAGAAAAUUAAAUUAAAUCCAAACCUAUUGUGUAAUGGCGUUUUUGAGAUCGUCUAUUCAGUGUAAUAAUUUACUAAGAAAGUUCGGCAUAAUACCAAACAGUUUGCAAUCGUUGUCGACACCGUGUGCGUCUCAUAUACAUGGAAUAAAUACAGAUUCUUCAAAAAGUCAACAUGUUGCAAGCCCAGCUCAAGCCCAUGUACAGAAAGACCCUUUGGACAUAUCAUUCAACGAUCACGUUGCAGCCUUCAAAAGUAAAAAGACAAGUGAGCUCGUUCGGGCUUACAUCGUCUAUGCACUAUGCACCUCAGAAUAUCUUGUGGAAAAUAAUAUGAAGUUAAUGAAAUUUGGCCGAACAAUAUUGGGUGACUACCUAUUUACUUUGCUCAUGAAAGCCACAUUCUACGGACAUUUCGUAGGUGGUGAAGAUUUAGACAAAGUACAAGACACUUUGAAAAGACUGCGAUCGUUCGGUGUCAAGCCAAUCCUUGAUUACUCCGUUGAAGAAGAUCUCACCCAGGAGGAGGCGGAGAAGCGUGAAGUCGAGUCAUCGCGAUCUACCCAAGGCUCUGCUCCCACAGCUCCCGAACCUGGCAAUAAAUCCAUGCCCCAGUACCAGGUCGACAAGACGUUCGCGGACCGGCGAUACAAAGUGCAGAGCGCUAGAACUUACUUCUACUUGAACGAAGCUACUUGCGAAAGGAAUAUGGAAACAUUCAUUCAAUGCCUGGAAGCCGUCUCAGGUGGGUGA
This is a messenger RNA of Ctenocephalides felis (cat flea), 1009 nucleotides long. Its product is annotated as proline dehydrogenase 1, mitochondrial-like. Gene Ontology annotation, molecular function: proline dehydrogenase activity; FAD binding. Gene Ontology annotation, cellular component: mitochondrion. Bases 293 to 1009 code for a protein of 238 amino acids. The record is from RefSeq and is a predicted model, not a curated record. The transcript has 4 exons. NCBI's taxonomy places the organism in Eukaryota, Metazoa, Arthropoda, Insecta, Siphonaptera, Pulicidae.